Messenger RNA from Osmia bicornis bicornis, 1267 nucleotides. It is a transcript of the gene bug, whose product is annotated as thioredoxin domain-containing protein 15. The transcript is spliced from 4 exons. The coding region runs from base 256 to 1098 and encodes 280 amino acids. Lineage: Eukaryota; Metazoa; Arthropoda; Insecta; Hymenoptera; Megachilidae. Gene Ontology annotation, biological process: cilium assembly. Gene Ontology annotation, cellular component: cilium. The record is from RefSeq and is a predicted model, not a curated record.
CGACGCGACCUCGAACAAUCGAUUAUAGCAAUUACAGUGAAUCUUUGUUUCUUCAAUAUAUAGAGAAUGAAAAUAAAAAUAAUGCUUAAAUUCGUUUGUCACAGGUGUCAUACUGCCAAUUACUUUUUAAUUAUGACUGUUCGUUAAAUAUCGUGCGUUUACGCAAAAUCGUUUAAAUUACUUGUGAAUUUAAUACGCUUAUUCCACAUUUUUGAACGGAAACUUGUAUACACAUUUUUAGGUUAUAUACAUAAAAUGUAUGUUUCUAGGAGGAAUUUGUGUUUAUUUAUCAUAAUUUUAGUUCAAAUGAUAAAUGUCCUCGGACGAAUGGAUGUUUGUGAAAGAAUACAAGCAGUUCCUUUUAAAAACGCCGAACAAGGGACUGAGCUUGAUUUACCAGAGGGAAGAGUCAAAGAGGAAAAUAAAACUAUCGAAUCAAAUGUGACAGUAAAUAAUUCUACCUCUAAUGUGACCAAAGUCAAUUGUUUGAUGGACACAGUCUAUGGACCAGUAGAAAUUGUCAAUGCAACCAGAUUAAUGAAAUUAUUGAUCUUAGAACCUGGGCCAUCAAAUAGAAGUAGAAAUGACAAAGAAGGUAGAAUGCUACCAGGAACAUGUGUAAUAGUAUUAUUUUAUGCAAGAUGGUGUAUAUUUAGCAGUCAGGCUGCACCACACUUUAAUGCACUACCACGUUCAUUUCCACAUAUCAAAGCAGUAGCAAUUGAUGCUAUUAAAUAUCAAAACUUCAAUGCUCAGUAUGGAAUUGUAGGAGUUCCAACAUUAAUGCUUGUUCACAAUGGGAAACCAGUAGCAAAAUUUAAUGAUACCGUCUAUACACUAGAAUCUUUUGCAAGAUUUAUAACCCACAUAACUAAUUUACAACCAAAUGGAUCAUUAUAUGUUACAUCUUUGGAUUUUCUUGGUCCUGUUUCCAGUACACCUUCUAAUGAAACUGACUAUUGUCUAGUCCUUUCAUGGGUCUUCAUUGCUGCCUGUGGAUUAUACUUUACAUCACAGAGUAGAUGGUGGCAGCAGUUUAUAGAAUUAGUUCAAAAUACAUGGCGUGAAAGCAAUGCUCAACAUGAACAUGCUGAUUGAAGCGUUAAAAGAAACUUGAUAUUUCAUGUGCGAAAGCAUGGUAUGAAAUGACUCAUGGUAUUACAAAACUAUUAAGUUGUGUGAUAAUAUUUGUGGUAACUGUUAAUUAAGACGAUGUAAAUAUAUGUAUGUUGACAAAUAAGUAAUAUAUAUUAUUAUUUGAAAAGUC